This is a messenger RNA of Crotalus tigris (Tiger rattlesnake), 3334 nucleotides long. RefSeq lists its product as uncharacterized. Lineage: Eukaryota; Metazoa; Chordata; Lepidosauria; Squamata; Viperidae. Bases 1476 to 3215 code for a protein of 579 amino acids. The record is from RefSeq and is a predicted model, not a curated record. The transcript has 3 exons.
UUGAAUGGCAAUCAACAAGGACCAAGAAGAAUUGCCCCUGAAAGGGCCCAGCAUAAUCUAUAUGCACUCUGGACCAAGGUGAUUGUGUUUCCUCCCACCUAUGCACAGGGACCUGAGGCAUUUCCGGCCCUGAGUGCUGGCACAAGUGACACCCGUGCACCUGGGCCUCUAUAGCCUUAUCUAGCCCAGGCCACCACAGAUGGCUGCGCACAAGCACUUUCAUCCUGACAAUGCCAGAAUGACCCUCAUGGAGAGAGACCAAGAUUCUCGGUCUCAAUGAUGCAGGAAUAACUACCCUGCUGCCUCACAACAGGCAACCCUUAAAGAUGGAUAACUCAUGCUUCUUGAGCCAGAAGCUUUGGAACUCAGUACCUGGACUUCUGUCAGGCCAUCCAGACAAAACCCAUGAAAGCACACGUGGCAGUGUUGCACACUGGUUUGAAAAGUGGCUUGAGCUUAUCUUUUAUCUUCAGACAACACAGAAAGCUCAAGAAGCCAUGCACUCACAUCUGAUGGAGAAAUGGCACACCAUCCACAGGCGCCAUGAAAGAGGCUUGGAGAGAUUAUACAAACUCUACCACGAACAGAAGGAGGAACUCUCCCCAGAACGGGCACAUGCAGUGGAAGGAGAUAAGGAAGACGCCUACGUGCAAUGGAUGGACUCUGAACAGCAACUCAAGGACAUUCAAGAACAGUUAAGAGACCUAAGAGUCGACAGCGAGAUGCAAAGCCUCAGGCUAAUAAACGAGGAAUGUAAGAAGCUUCUAGUGAGCUCACAUGGUUCCCCACAGCCCGACCCUCACCAGAAAGGCAGACCGGUCAACAGAGCCGAGUCCGAAGUUUCCCGCUAUUCACAUGCACCAUCACAAUGGUCGCACGCAGAUCCAUCCCAUGUGUCUGGAAAGGCCUCAUCUUUUCGCCACAUGUCCAAGGCACACUCCAGCGUGUCCCAACACUCGCAUAUCACAGGACCCUCCCGCCAUUCAAAGGCAUCUCGCCAGAGCCAUGCAUCUCGAGCCUCAAGAGCAGAGAGUAUUGCCGCCCGUCUCAGGGAAGCACGGAUCAAUACCGCAAUGGCCAACAUUGCUGCAGAAGCAGCAGUAGACGACAAGCUACAUAGAGAAGACUUGGCCAAAGCUCAGGCCAACUUUGAGAUUUUCCAGCGACAACAGAGAGCAAAAGAGGCAGCCGCAAUAGAAGCGAUCCUGCAGAGAGAGUUAGAAGAUGCCAUGUCAACGCCCAAUUUGGAAAGUCUAGGAAGGGAAAGUUCUCACAGCCGUGUACAGGCCUAUGUGGACAACCAAAGCGCACUCCAGAAUGCACAGAUGAGAGCACCACAGCCAGCCAGAAGCCCCCCAAGACUGAGUAGACGAACAGAGGAAUCUCAACGACCUGAUUCGCUGGUCAACUGCAGAGUUGAUGUCACGACACCUAGGUCAUGAGAUCCUCCCGCCGUUGUUGCCACAUCGAACCUAAUGGGAUUACCAGCAAUGGCAAUGACUGCACAGCGGGGAGUGCCACAAGAUCUUUCCACCAUUAUUACCCCAGCAAUGGCAACAACUGCACAGCCGGGAGUGCCACAAGAUCUUUCCACCAUUAUUAACCCAGCAAUGGCAACAACUGCACAGCUGGGAGUGCCACAAGAUCUUUCCACCAUUAUUAACCCAGCAAUGGCAACAACUGCACAGCGGGGAGUGCCACUAGAUCUUCCCACCGUUAUUACCCCACAGAACCCACCAAACCAUACCACUAAUGGCAAUCGGAUGGAUCCACCUAUAGCGCCAACAGCCCUACAGCAGCUCAGGGAAGAGAUUGAAAGAGUUAGAGCCACACUAGAGUCACUAGAGUCCCUGCUGCACCAACAGGAGGCCGCGCCCCAAGGAACUGCCACCAAUCCUGACUACAGGGGACAGCCUCGAGCAUCAGCUCUGACAGCCUACCAGGAAGCUAGCUACACUCUACCAGAAACACAGACCUUCCAACACGUAAGCAAGCAAGAGCCUGGGCUCCCUCAGCUCAAUGCCAGAGCAGCAGAGUUCAGAUCAAGCCAACAAGGUCCCUUGCACGUGACAUGGCAAAAUACACCCAGCCACCAAUACGCCGAAGGAAGUUACCAGCCAAACAUGGCACACGCCCCUACUCCUGGAAGCGAUGUACCAUCGCCACCCAGUUACACCCCUAUGAGACUUUACAGAAGCAACAUAGAUCUGGCAUCCAAGGGCGUACACAAAUUCCCCGAUAAACCGGGGAAGGACUACGUAUUGUGGAAGCUCACGUUCCAAACCGCUAUCCAAGAUGAAGCUAUAACAUCGAGCGAAGCGCUCGGACACAUGAAAACAUGGCUGGGACCAGCUUCCACACGAUUAGUAGAGAACACUCAACUAGCCCACCUAGGCAACCCAGCUACCACCCUUCUCAAAGCUUGGGAAAGGCUCGAUGAGCAGUAUGGCGGACAUGAACUGACAGAAAAGUCACUCUUGGAUUGCAUUUACAUCUUCCCUAACAUCUAUAUCAAUGAUCACACCCAGAUGUUGGAAUUCGCUGACACGCUCUCGAUGCUACAUUCAGUUCGCGAGCAACCCAACAUGCCAAAACUUACCUGCCUCGAUCAGUUCAAGAAGCAAAGGAUCAUAGUUAGAAAACUACCAAAGCAGUCAAGGGACGAAUGGGCCAAAAUAUCAGAAACCCACAGGAACCAAGACCCUGACGCACCACCUGCCUUCGCUGUACUCGCUGAAUUUGUGACCGACCAAGCAAAACUACGUUGUAAUGCCAGCAACUUCGAGCCAACACAUGACAACUUCAGCCCCAACCAAAAUUCUUCCCAAGCUACGGACAGAACCACACCUUUGGUGUAUAAAACAGACAUCACGCCUUCCCCAAAGAUGUCUCCAGACGAACAAACACCUAGAAGCGCUCUUUCGAACCCUCAUCCAACUACCAAAGGCCUAACUUGCCCGAUACACAAGUUCUCUCACUCUCUAAAUGAUUGCAGAGAAUUUAGGAAGAAAUCCCUAGAUGACCGAAAGACCCUACUCAAAGAGAAUAGGAUAUGUUUCAAAUGCUGUGACUCUAUGGAUCACAUGGCCAAGGACUGCACAGCUAAGGUGAAAUGCCACCUGUGCAACAGCGACAGGCACCCAGCAGCCUUACACCUAGAACCUAAGAUGCUGUCUAAGGAAUCACGACAAGCAACUAGCUCUACACCAGACUAAUCACUGACCGAGUCCUGUUGCUAAGGAAGACCAGCUUAGACAAUUGAACCUCUUCAGUUCCAGCUGUUCCUGACCCUUCAGUCCCAGCUGUUGUUCCUGAUUCUUCAGCUCCGGCUGUU